Molecule: messenger RNA, 993 nt
Organism: Saccostrea echinata
Lineage: Eukaryota; Metazoa; Mollusca; Bivalvia; Ostreida; Ostreidae
Exons: 1
Coding region: 1-993 (330 amino acids)
Molecular function (GO): protein binding
Source: RefSeq, a predicted model, not a curated record
AUGUCAGAUUACAGCUUGAUUGACAACCACAGAGAACUGACAAAAAUGCUGUCUGAAUUGGAGGUUCCUAUAAAAAAUUAUGAACAUUCAGUGACGUACACAAGAGGUGAGAUAAACGAGGACUUAAUUGAGUCUUUGGUUGGAAGAAUUACUUUAGAUUUAGAUGAUACAUGCAUUGAUGUGACUCAGAUCAACUCAUUUCAAUAUGGAGAUAAUAUAAUAGUUGUGUUAGAGACAGUCAGUGAAGAGGAAUGUUACAUAAGAGAAUUUAAAUCAAAGUAUAUAGAAAAGGUCAACAAUCAAGGUGCCACAAGAGAAAAAAUUAGUCUCACUCCUAAUGACAUGUGUGCGACUGAUAACGGUGAAGUUUAUUUUAGUGACUUAAGUAAUAAGACCAUCGGCCGUCUGUCACCAUCAGGAUCCAUAUCUAGAGUUGUCAGGACGGAACCAAUGCUACCAGGAGCAAUCUGUCAGUCAGUGGACGGUGGACUGCUGGUCACCUUGAGAGACAACAAAUCAGAGCAUUACAAUUUGGACUCUCACAGCAGACGUAUCGUGAGACACAUCACAGUGACAGGUGAUGUCAUCCGUGAGUAUGAGUACCAGGAGGACGGUCAGACCAGACUGUUUACAUUACCAGUCAGAGUCACACAGAACAGUAACAGUGAUAUCUGUGUUGUGAACUUUACUAGUCCCACUACAGGUGAUCUAGUAAUUAUGUCUUCUUCUGGUCGUAUGAAGUCUGUUUACUGUGGACAGAACCUAACAAAGAACUUUUAUCCAACUGAUGUAGUGUGUGACUCCCUCUGUAACAUCCUUGUUACAGACCUAGGUAACAAACAGAUCCAUCUGCUGAGUCCUGAUGUUGAGUUCUUCAAGUUCUUACUAAAAGAGAAUGAAGUGAACCGUCCUUGCAGACUAACACUGUGCAAGUCUACACUGUGGGUGGGAUACAAUGAAGGAUUUGUCAAAGUGUUCAAAUGUAAAAUGUAA